CCCUCUCCCACUUGGACACCAUUCUGCUGGACCUGUGAGCCUAAACAUACAGCAAUGAACACUCUGUGGCUUCUGUGUUCACUCGCUCUAAUGGGUGGUGUCUCCACUACGGAGGACUGUUCCUAUCAUCGUCUUCAGGAACACUUGGGUCUGUCACAGAAAAAUGAAAGCACAACAGGUCUGCGGCCUGUGGUGCACUGGACCAAUUCUACACUAGUUAUGGUAGACAUGAUUCUGUUUGGUAUUAUGGAUUUGAAUGAGAAGUCCUCAACUUUCACCAGCUAUGUCUUCAUCUCAACAGCCUGGGUGAAUUACUUCAUCGCUUGGGAACCAAAGGAAUUUUGUGGAAUUUCAAAAAUGACUGUUCCGAGAGAACGGGUCUGGAUACCAGAUAUAGGUAUCCAAGAAGACAUCUCUGAUACAAGUAGUACCAUAUUGAGCCCAUAUGUCCAGGUGCAUCAUAAUUGGUUAGCGCAAGUGAUUGACCAGCGCCGGCUAACCACUUCCUGCAAGAUGGAUCUUUAUAGGUUCCCCCUUGAUACCCAGAGCUGCAGCAUCACCUUUAAGUCCAUGAUACACAGAGCAUCAGAAAUAAAAUUGCGGGCAUUCGCCAGCACCACUGCAGUGAACCACAUAACUAGGGAGAGCAUGACUACACUGGAUGAAUGGGACUUCCUGGGCAUUGCUAUGACUGAGGAAGAACUAAAUUAUGGUGGUGAUGAAAAAUGGCAUCAGCUAAUAUACAAGAUCACCUUACGAAGGAGGCCACUAUUAUAUAUAAUCAACCUUGUGGUACCAAUCGCCUUUUUUCUUGUGUUGGAUUUGGCCUCCUUUUUCAUCAGUGAGGCCAAAGGGGAAAAGCUAGGCUUCAAAGUGACCAUACUCUUGUCCAUCUCUGUCCUAUUGUUGAUUCUCAAUGACAUCCUGCCCUCCACAGCAAACAACCUGCCAGUGAUAGCUAUUUACUGCAUCGUAAUCUUUGCCCUUACGGGCCUCAGCCUCCUGGAGACAAUGCUGAUGAGCUUCCUGAUUGAUAUGGACAGCAGGGUUGAUCAGGACGUCCAGACCUCUGCUAAGACCUGCAAAGAGACUCAAGAAGAGACUGAAUGCCGAAGAGAGCCUGAGAGAGAUGCUGAGAGUAGCCUGGAGAAGGUGGACACCUUUAACAAGAAGGACCUCGAUGGAGACUGGCUGAACAACCCCCACCUGCUGCAGCUGAUCCUAAAGGAGGUGCAGAACGUACGGCAGGAAUGGUUCUCUGUUAAUGUGAGAUGUGGCCAGAAGAAGCCUGGGUACUGGGAGAAAGUGGCCAGGCGCAUUGACCAGGCUUACUUUUGCCUUUAUCUCAUUACCACCAUUAGUUUUCUGAUAUUCAUAAGUUUCAUGUGGCUUCACUAACUGUGCACAGUGCAUUUACAAUAUAUGAGGAUUUUUAGGCUCUUUGGGUUACUUAUAUGCAUAAUAUUGGUACUUAAUGGUAAAUAAUACUGGUAAAUUCCAAUAAAUUAUUAUUUAUAAAUAGCUGUUUCCCUGCAAGACCUGUAGACUAAAGCUUUUAAUAUAUUUUACAUUUUCUUCAUUACCUAACCUGACUUAGGUUCACUUGGCUACUGCUUCUGUUGUUAAGGCUAUUGUUCAUGUCUGUGAUUGAGCUAACUGAAAUAAAUAAAUUACUAUUUGCAACAUAUUCAUUAAGUUGUUUCCAGUAGCGGUGCGUGGGAAACAUCUAUGGGCAAGCCUCCCACCAAAAAAUCAUAUUACAACCUAUGUGUUGUGAUAAUUGCGUUGUUUGCUCUAUAACCUGUUAGUUCAUGUGCCUUGCCACCGUG
Salvelinus namaycush (lake trout) is the source of this 1829-nucleotide messenger RNA. RefSeq names its product 5-hydroxytryptamine receptor 3A-like. Gene Ontology annotation, molecular function: extracellular ligand-gated monoatomic ion channel activity; neurotransmitter receptor activity; transmembrane signaling receptor activity. The transcript has 9 exons. The record is from RefSeq and is a predicted model, not a curated record. Gene Ontology annotation, cellular component: neuron projection; membrane; synapse. Gene Ontology annotation, biological process: chemical synaptic transmission; nervous system process; signal transduction. The coding region runs from base 55 to 1398 and encodes 447 amino acids. Lineage: Eukaryota; Metazoa; Chordata; Actinopteri; Salmoniformes; Salmonidae.